This is a messenger RNA of Pieris macdunnoughi, 3873 nucleotides long. NCBI's taxonomy places the organism in Eukaryota, Metazoa, Arthropoda, Insecta, Lepidoptera, Pieridae. The record is from the annotation of a GenBank genome assembly.
AUGACGGGAUUAGAUUGUGUAGCUCCACCGAGCAUUGUCCGGUAUUGUUCAACACGACGGACAACGACACAAAGCAGUGCCAAUGCAACGAGAGACUCUCAACUAUUGUCAGUCCUCGCAGCAAGGCGACGACAGCUGCUCACGGGACGACUCACCAGUCAUAUCAAUACCCUUGCCUCAAUAGCCCAUAAACCCCACAAAAGCAACACUACUUUCGCUCAAUUGGAAAUUCGUGAUGCAAAUAAUUCCGUCGUCAAAAGAAUCACAUUUGAUAAUUCAAGUAAUGAAGCCAUCGCACCCACUUUGAGACUCGUUACCAAUGACGGUGUCAGAGAAAUAAAACAAGAUAUCAAACCACAUGAAAUAAGACAUUUGUUUGUACCUAGACUUUAUCAAGAUAGUAAGAGUCGAGGCGGAUUUCUAAAUAAUCGAAGGUUGAUUAAAAAUGCUGCUGAAACAAAGACUGAAAGUGCUAUUGUAUACGUACCACCGGAAAAGGGAGAGAAUUUAGACAAAGGAGUAGAAUUAGAUCCUGAAGAAGAGUUUCAAGUAGACGAAUCAAACCAUGGACUAUAUUUAUUAAACUAUUCAGAUACGGAUAACAUUACUCAGCCACCUUUAGAUUUAAAUAAAACGACAACUACUAAUGAGAUCAACGAAAAUUCUACAUUAAGUUCACUUCCAGAAACAAGUUCAAGAGAAAACCAAGAAGAUAAAAACAUAAAUAAUAACGAUUCAGAAAAAGAAAAGCUAGAAAACAAUGCUAUAGCAAAUAGCACUAGCAUCCAAAGCACGAAACUUGUAAAAGUUGAAAGUGAAAAAGAGAAAAGCAAUCAAACGCUCUUUAUGUCGGAAGAAAUUUAUAAUCACUUUAGACCCCUAGAAACUGAGUUACCCGAUGAAGAAAUGGCUCCUUUUAUUUAUUUUGGUCAAAAACUAGGAGGGCAAGUUAUCAGUGAUAAUCUUACGAAUUCUCCAUCAUUAUCAGCUUCUACAAAGUCGGUGAACUUUAUAAUUGCACCACCUGAAAAAAGAAAAUUUAAUUCGAGGUAUUCUGCAACUGAAAAAUAUAAAAACACUAGUGCAGGUGAAGAAGAAAUAAAUGAAGAUAUGGAUGUAUCUGUUGUAAAAAAUAUAAUUGAGAAAAACAAAAUAAGAAACACUGUAAAGGGUCCUGCACCAGCUCGGCACGUGGGAUUAGUCAAUGCGUAUAGGAAAAAUCCUAUCUCCACCCAAAUUACAGGCCAAUUUAAUACUAGUGAAUCGUUUUUCCAAAAUGUUACAGCUCUUCCUUCAAAUUUAACUAGUGAUACUAAAAAUUCCACACCAAUACUGCAAGUUGAAAAUGCUAAUGUAACUUCAAUAAAUGAAAGUAUUCUAACUAAAACACUAACUACUCCAGCUCCUAUUAGAAACUUUACCCGAAAUUAUUUCAACCUUCGUAGACGUCCAUCAAAAGUCACUACUCUCUUAAGCACUGAAAAUAGCUUAGUUCCGGAAGUCAAUACUACAACAGAAAAAGUAUCAACAACAGUCUAUACUGCGGUAGUUACAUCUGUAUCUAUUACAUCCUCAGUAAAAGGUCUUAACAAAACUGAUUCAUUAACCACGGACCCGGAUAAUACCACAUCAGUUGACAGUUUUGAUGAAACAUUAAACAUAACCGACCAAGUAAUGAUAUUUUUUAAUGAGACUGAGACAACACCCAUGCCAACUACGACAGUAGAAACAAAAACCUCUACUACUCCACCGACGACGACUUCAACCACAUCAACGACAACAUCAACAACAACCACAACGACAACAACACCUAAGCCUCAUAGAUAUCGAAUAAGACUUAGAACAUCUGGAACACAUUUUCAUAACACAACAGCGCCAUAUUCAGUAACACACAAGCCAGUUAUGUCUUCGCUGACCAGUGACAAAUCUAAUGGGGACCUCAAAACUGAAUCCAGCACAUCUAAAAUAUCUGAACGAUUGGCGAAUCUCUUCCGACAGAACGACUAUGACAACGUCACUAAUGGAAUCACAAUGCGACCAAAGAAUAUACUCAAGCGUCGCCGACCAACAACAACGUCCACGACCAGCACAUUCAGACCAACUGUUUACAUAUUCGAUGAAACAUCUCUCGUAAGCUCCUCAACGAAUCGACCAACAACUACAACAACCGAAAAGUAUAUUACGGAAACUACGAUAACAUCUUUCACGGUUACCUCGAGAUCUUCAUCGAGCAGCUCUAAGUCUCUCCAACUUUCUAACAACACUCUACCAGAAAGCAAAAGUGUAACAAAUUUGACACAAGCUAAAAACGACAGUUCUGACACCCAAAAUGAAGUAGUAAUUGAAGCUGAAAAGACGUACACGGCUUCAUACGUAUUGGCCGGACUCGGUUUUCUUCCAGUGAUAGCGGUAGUGGGUUUCGUUCUAAGAAACAUUCUCAAUAAGAAAACAAAAGAGAUCGACACCGAAUACGAAGGUUACUUUGAUGAUGGAGAGGAUAUUAAGAAAGAAUCGCAAAUCACGCCCGUGGCUCGACCACCUGUACCACCGCCUACUAAACCAGACCAGAAGUGGGAAUUCCCACGUAAUAAGCUCAGACUGCAAACGCUGUUAGGUCAGGGCAAUUUUGGGCAGGUGUGGAAAGCUGAAGCAGACGACUUGAACGGUCACGACGGGCUGACUCGGUUGGUUGCCGUGAAGACGAUCAAAGAGUCAGCCUCUCAGAAGGAGAAGCAGGAGCUCCUACACGAGAUAUACAUCAUGCAGAAGAUUGGUACUCAUCCCAACGUUGUCACGCUCCUCGCUUGUUGUAGCGAACAAGAGCCCUACCUGCUGAUAAUGGAGUACGUGAUGUGCGGCAAGCUGCUGACGUACCUGCGCGAGCGCCGUUCCCGGCCCGACCGAUUCAGCGGCAGCGGAGCUCUAACCUCCAGAGACCUCACCGUCUUCGCCUACUGCGUGGCCAGGGGCAUGGACUACAUAGCUUCUAAGGGGAUCGUGCACCGCGAUCUCGCAGCUCGCAACGUGCUGGUGGACCACAAUAAGCUGUGCAAGAUCGCGGACUUCGGCAUGUCACGCUGCGCAGGCGCAUCUCUGCGAAGCCCUCGAGGGGCACUGCCCGUGCGCUGGAUGGCGCCCGAGGCCCUUCUCUACGACGCCCACAGCCACCACUCCGACGUUUGGGCCUUCGGCAUUACGCUGUGGGAGAUCGUCACUUUGGGCUCGACCCCCUACGCUGCCAUGACGGGCCGCGAAGUCCUAACCGCAGUGACGGAGGGCUAUCGCCUAGAGCGGCCCCCGCACUGCAAACCCCAGUUGUACCGGGCCAUGCACUCCUGCUGGCACGCGGACCCGAACCAGAGACCUUCCUUCGCUCAGCUGAAGGCACAACUGGCGGAGCUGCUGGACAACGAGCCGUCGGAGGGGAAUUACGUUGAUCUAGACUCGUUUUACCAGGAGUCUUCGGUCUACAGCGACCCCUCGGCCAUUAUAAACGAUGACGACGGACUGUCUGCGGAGUACGACAGGGAGAGGCGCGUGUUUCGAGAGUUAAAAACCGGUCCGUCAAAGUUUGACAACCGCGCCUUCAACCUCCGCGACGAGGAACUGAGAAACAAAUUCGGCAUCGGAACUCCCCGAAUGGGGGGCUUCGGCAUCACCUUCGACCGGAACUACGACGGCAACUUCAACGACCCCAACUUCGAGAAGAAGGAGAAGCUCUCAACGUCCAGCUUCCACAGAGACAGAGAGAGAGAGAACCCGCUCGUGAGUAGGAACAGCUUCAACGGCUUCCCUAGGAUUAACGCGAACAACUUUCAGAUGACACCCGACGGAAGGAACAAAAGGGUCUCUGAAUUCGAGUGCGACAUUUGA